Molecule: messenger RNA, 5310 nt
Organism: Nematolebias whitei (Rio pearlfish)
Lineage: Eukaryota; Metazoa; Chordata; Actinopteri; Cyprinodontiformes; Rivulidae
Gene: nup153
Product: nucleoporin 153
Exons: 22
Coding region: 23-4504 (1493 amino acids)
Biological process (GO): RNA export from nucleus; protein import into nucleus
Cellular component (GO): nuclear pore
Molecular function (GO): structural constituent of nuclear pore
Source: RefSeq, a predicted model, not a curated record
AGACGUUCAGACGAAAAGAGCCAUGGCGGCCGCGGGUGGAGGGAAAAUUAGAAGCAGGAGAUAUCAUAUUGCUUCUAAACCUUACGCCAAGAGUAAACAGCAGUCGGGCCUCAUCAGUCGAGUGACAGACACGGUAAAGAGCAUCGUUCCUUCUUGGCUGCAGAAAUACUUUAAGAAUGAAGAUGCUGCUGAAGGAGAAGAGGCAGGGCAAGGGUCAGACCAGAAUUGCCUGCCGCCACCACCUCCUCCUCCUAAUGGCAAUGAAGAGGGACCUCCUCCCCUUGAUGGACGAGAUUCCCCAGAGCCAAGCACCAGUAACACAGAACCCUCAACUAGUCGUGCGACCCUGAACUUUCAGGACUAUGCGCUUUCUCGCCCUCCACUGAGUCGCUCCCACCUCCACUUUACCUCACUGGAUGCCUCCUCCCCAAGCUUGGUAGCCUCAAGCAGCCUCUUCUCCCAGCCCUCCACCUCCUCAGCCCCUGGCCCCUUCACCACAGGCUUUUCUUUGGUCAAAGAAAUCAAGGACAACCUCUCCCAGCACGAAGAUGAUAACGUCUCCACCACGAGUGGGUUCUCCUCUCGUGCAUCUGACAAGGAUGUCCCCACUUUAAAAACUGCAUCACUUCCACAGCUUUGGUCCCCAGAGAUGGACAAAACAAUUUCUGGACCUCAGCCUUCUCAGUCCAGUUUGAAAAAGCCCUCUUUCAACUUGUCAGUCUUUGGAAACUCCUCGAAUUCAUCAUUGAACAGCACAAUGCUGAACUCAAGCCAGCUUGGUGAUUCACCUUUCUAUCCUGGGAAAACCACGUAUGGUGGAGCAUCUGCAGUCAGGAGCUCCCGCAAUCGUCCUGGAACACCUUACCAGGCCCCAGUAAGAAGACAGAUCAAGGCCAAGCCUGCUGGUGCUCAUCCCUGUGGUGUGACCAGUGCCACUGCCAGGCGCAUCCUGCAGUCCUUAGAGCGCAUGUCAAGCCCACUGGCUGAUGCAAAGAGAAUCCCAGCAGCAUCUUCACCCAUCUUGUCACCUUCGGUGGAUGGCACAAGAUUUGAUGUUUCGGAUCACGUUCCAAAAAAGAAACGGAUGGACUCAAAUCUCCCACCUGUGCAGAAACUUGUGAUUCCAGCAGCAGCUUCUGUUCCAGGAAGUCGUGCUGUGUCUUUUAGGCCGACUUUGACUCCUGGAGGACUCGGCCGAAGUCUGGACAGGACCACGAGGGAGAAGACACCAUCAAGACAAUCACCACAGUUACCUGAAGCAACCCCAGGUCCAUCUCAAAGCACAAGGAGUUACAGUGACCCCACCUAUCCUCUGUCCAGCACCCCUGCACCCAGCAGCAUGAGCUCUGCAGGGGGCAAAAUGAAAAGAGACAGGACUACAACACGACCUUGCUCUAAACGCCCUGAAAAUGAUGAGGUGGUCGAGGUUCCCGUCCUUCCAAGCAUUUCACUCCCCAUCAGCACUUCAUCCUUACCCACAUUCAGCUUCUCUUUGUUGCCACCUUCCACCUCCUCCACCUCUGUUAACUCCGCCCCCUCCAUCCCAGCUGUUACUCCAACUAAGGAAACUGUCACAAAUAAGGUUUCACCAAAGGCUUCGACACCACCCUGUGUACCUUUUACAUUUUCCUCCCCGAUUGUCAAAGCCACUGCUGCCAGCCCACCGUCUUAUUCCCCUUCUACUGGAUUUACUUUCAGUGCACCUGUAGCAAAGUUGGCUCCUUCCAUGUCCAAUGGAAAGCUCACCGCCCCCACAGCAGCAGUGAAGCCUGUUACAAGCAAGAGCACAGAAGAAUUUGAAGGACCUUUUAAACCAGCUAAGACUUUGAAGCAGGGCAGUGUGCUGGAUCUGCUCAAAUCACCUGGUUUUGCUUCUUCUGUUGCUCAGACCUCCUCAGGCACCAGCGUUGCUCCGCAGCAAAAAUCAACACAGUCCACAGCCCCCCUCUUUACAGGCACAAGCUCUUCCUCCUCCCUCCCUUCAUCAGCAGGGUUCGGUGGUUUGUUUAAAGCCCCUGCAGGAUGGAGCUGUGACGUUUGCUUAGUUCAGAACAAGCAGUCAGACACAAAGUGUGUUUGUUGUAUGGCUCCAAAGCCUAGUUCCUCACCUAAAUCUACAGGAAGUAAACCGUUGCCUACCACCUCUGUGGGGGUGGAGAGCAGCACAAGCACCACCACCACCACCUCUGUACCUGCAACUGGUUUUGGUCCAAUAUUUUCUAAACCCACAGGAACCUGGGACUGUGACACGUGUCUGGUUUCGAACAAGCCCGAUGCCGUAAAGUGUGUGGCCUGUGAAACAGCUAAACCAGGGACGGGGCUCAAACCCUCGCUUACAUUUCCCUCUGCCUUCUCAACUGUUAAGACUGCAUCUGCACCCACAAACCCUGUUUCCACAGGCAUCAGUGGGUUUGGAGAUAAAUUCAAAAAACCUGAGGGUGCAUGGGAAUGUGAAACAUGCUUGGUAGAAAACAAGGCAGAGGACACUAAAUGUGUGGCCUGCACAGCUGCUAAACCAGGAGCUUCCACGACCAGCAGUGCCCAAGUGUUCGGACUGGGAGACAAGUUCAAGAAACCUGAAGGCUCCUGGGAGUGUGACGUCUGUCUGGUCCAGAAUAAGGCUGCUGAUGCUCAGUGUGUUGCCUGUCAGGCAGCAAAACCUGGAGCGAAAGUUGAGCCCAAAGCUUUUGGUUCUUUUGCCUCCUCUGCUGGUGGGACUACUGGAACAUCUACGUUUGGUUCUUCUACCUCUACUUCUGGAGGUUUUAAGUUUGGCACAUCGGACAGUACGUCUGAGUCUGGAGGUUUCAAGUUUGGAACUUCAGAGUCAUCGUCAUCUUCUUCAGGUGGAUUUAAAUUUGGAGUCCCGUUUGGAAGCUCCUCGUCAGAAUCUUCUUCUAAAGACACUUCUGCCUCAUCAGGGUUUAAAUUUGGCAGCUCCUCGGAAGGCUUUAAAUUUGGGGUUGCUUCUAAUGAUGACAAAAAGUCUGAGCAGCCCGCGGCAGGUUCUGGGUUUAAAUUUGGAGUCGGCAGUGGGACAGCCUUUGGAACUGGAUCAUCUAGCACCGAAAGCAAUUCUUCUAAAAGUGGCUUCUCUUUUGAACAGUCAAAACCUGCAGAAAAAACACCGGAAACCACCACAACCUCAUCAUCUUCUGUUUCUUUCACGCCACUUUUUUCCUCACAAGCAAAAAGUGACGAUGCAGAAUCGUUAAGUAUCGCCACAUCAACAAACACCAACCCAACCACCACCACAACCUCCACAAAGGGGUCUGUAUUUGGGAGAUUGGGCGAGCCCAGUUUGGCGACUGGUACACCCAAAGUGAGCUCUACAUUUGGAUCUGUAGCAGCAGGGAAAGAGCCAGCUGCUUCCACGUUUACCUUUGGAAAGCCGGAGGAGAAGGACGCGCCUGCAGCCCCAUCGAGCUUCAUCUUUGGUGCUGCUAGUAAGGAUGCAGAUGGUGCAGCUGCUCCAGGAGGCUUUUCUUUUGGCAAGCCCAGUGCUCCAACAGAACAACCUCCAGCAGCUUUUAUUUUUGGCAAGCCUGUGGAUAAGAGCGAAACGUCCACUUCAGAGACACAAAAGCCUUCAUUCACUUUUGGACAAAGUGCUUCAGAUUCUACUGCUGCUGCUAAACCAGCAUUUAAUUUCAUGGUAAACAAUCCUGCCAACACCACCAACUCCACCACCUCGUCAACCACAACUCCCAGUUUGUUUGGCACCGCCAGCAGCAGCACGUCCACACCAGCACCAGCUUCUUCUGCAGCUCCCAGCACCUUUGUCUUCGGUCAGCCUUCUGUAACCACCAGCAGCGAUGCUCCCGCUGCUAAAACGUUUUUGUUUGGACAGAAUCAAGAAAGCCAGUCCUCGGCUCCAUCAAGUGCUCCUCUGAAUUCAGUCCCGGCUCCAGGUCAUCCCUUCUUCUUCGGAGCUGCUGCCAAUGCAGCUGCUCCCGCGGCUCCCUCUUUUAAUUUUGGAGCUACAGCACCCUCUGCAGCCUCUACAUCAGCUCCGUCUGCAGCUCCCUCCCCAUUUGUGUUCAGUUCAGCCCCCUCUGGAGGUUUCGGGACCAACCAGACUCCUGCAUUUGGUUCCUCUUUUGGAUCCCCUUUCCCAGCCACAGCUUCCCAAGCCCCCACCUUUGGAGCCAAACCCAACGCUGCCCCCAUUUUUGGACAACAGACAAACUCCACACCUGUGUUUGGAGCGGCUGUUAAUUCUGCACCAAGUGGAGGCUUUCAGUUUGGAGGAGCGAGUGCAUUUGCAGCCACAAAUAACACCAACUCAGGUGUUUUUACAUUUGGAGCAGGAUCUGGAGCCUCUCCUGCCACUGCUGCCAACCCCCCCAUGGCCCCCCAGUCAGGAGCAGCUGGUGGUGGAUUCAACUUUACUCAACCCCCAACAUUUAACAUAGGGUCAGCUAAAUCCUUCACUGCCUCUCCAGCUGGACCGUCACCAAUCGCUGGACGUAAAAUCAAGACUGCAGUUCGGCGCAGAAAGUAGACCUGCAUGGCCGUGACGAGACGGACUUGACUUGGACUCAACUGCGUCUCCAGCUGAAGAUUAAAUGAAAUCCUCAAAGGUCUCAACUGGACAUUGCUUGGAGAGGCCAAAGCUCGGCACAGCUUUGUGUUUAGCAAGUGGGCGAAUUUUAGCUCAAAGCUCAGCUGGUCGUUACAAAGGUUUUUUUAUGUUUAUGUUUGAGCGUCAUCGUGUAUGAGACCUGAGGGCUUCACUUAAGCAAAAACUGUUGACCCAAACAUAAAAGACAUCAAUCAAGCAGACACUUCCCUCUGAACACAGAAUAAGCGAAGCAGUCAUAUCUUUAUUUUACACGCCCCACAAAUGUCUGCUAGACUCUAGGCAUGACUUUUUCUAACAAAAUUACAAAGAUGAAAAACUGCAAAUUGAUAAUAAAAAAUGUAUGCGAGUGUAUACUUUAAUAAUUAGAAUGGAUGAUCAGAGUUUGAGCUGUGGAAUGGAGAGUAGUGCGAGCUGUGUGGUAAAUCUCCAGUGGUAAUCCAGCUAAAUAUUUAGACUGCUCCUUUAAAGGAUCCACUGGCGAUGUAGCCAAUGUGUCAGUGCAGUGUGCUGUAUGUACAGGGAUGAGCGUGUUUGAAUGCAGAGCGCUUGUCUUUUUCCCCCUUCCCUCUUAUGUACAGACUUGAGGUGUGUUUGGUUUCUUUGUACAUGCUGAGGAUGAGUGUCGGUGUGCGUUUAAAAUUUGAAAUGACAGAGUUGUUGCCUGGAUUGUCACCUGGCAACACCACGAGGCAAGCAAGCAAAUGAAUGUUUAAAAAGAAAACCAG